Molecule: messenger RNA, 3663 nt
Organism: Pneumocystis murina B123
Lineage: Eukaryota; Fungi; Ascomycota; Pneumocystomycetes; Pneumocystales; Pneumocystaceae
Exons: 14
Coding region: 1-3663 (1220 amino acids)
Biological process (GO): intracellular protein transport; intra-Golgi vesicle-mediated transport; endoplasmic reticulum to Golgi vesicle-mediated transport
Cellular component (GO): COPI vesicle coat
Molecular function (GO): protein binding; structural molecule activity
Source: RefSeq, a predicted model, not a curated record
AUGCAAAUAUUCACCAAGUUUGAAUCCAAGUCAUCAAGAGUAAAAGGAGUGGCUUUUCACCCUAAACGACCAUGGAUUCUUACAUCAUUACAUAACGGAACUAUUCAAUUAUGGGAUUAUCGUAUGGGAACAUUGAUUGACAGAUUUGAUGAACAUGAUGGUCCAGUUCGAGGAAUUUCAUUUCAUUCCACACAGCCUCUAUUUGUUUCAGGGGGAGAUGAUUAUAAAAUCCGUGUCUGGAAUUAUAAGUCAAGAAAACUUUUUUUUACACUGAAUGGACAUUUGGAUUAUGUCCGGACAGUCUUUUUUCACCAUGAAUAUCCGUGGAUUCUUUCAUCUUCCGAUGAUCAAACAGUUCGUAUAUGGAAUUGGCAAUCUAGAAAUUCAAUUGCUAUUCUUACGGGUCAUAAUCAUUAUGUUAUGUGUGCACAAUUCCAUCCAAAAGAAGAUUUUGUUGUUUCAGCUUCUCUAGAUCAAACAAUUCGUGUAUGGGAUAUUUCUGGACUUCAUAAAAAAAAUACAAUUAUAAAUUUUGAAAAUCAAUCGAAUAAGUCACACAAUCAAUCUUCAGACAUUUUUGGAAAUAAUGCAGUGGUUGUUAAAUAUGUUCUUGAAGGUCACGAUCGUGGCGUUAACUGGGUUUGUUUUCAUCCGACAUUACCUCUUAUUGUUUCUGCAGGUGAUGACCGCUUAAUUAAACUUUGGCGCAUGAGUGAUACAAAAGCAUGGGAAGUAGAUACAUGUCGAGGACAUUUUAAUAAUGUAUCGUCUGUUAUAUUUCAUCCUCAUCAAGAUCUUAUUCUUUCUGUUGGAGAAGAUAAAUCAAUACGUAUUUGGGAUCUUAACAAACGUACUAGUUUGCAUUCAUUUCGACGUGAUAAUGAUAGGUUCUGGAUUAUUGCAGCACAUCCUGAAAUCAAUCUUUUUGUCGCAGGCCAUGAUAAUGGUGUUAUGAUUUUUAAACUAGAACGGGAAAGACCAGCAUAUACUAUUUAUCAAAAUACUCUUUUCUUUAUAAAUAAAGAAAAAUAUAUAUGCUCAUAUGAUUUAAAACAAAAUGCCGGUGAGUCUUCUAUUAUUUCUUUCCAAAAACUUGGUAGUCGUUGGAAAAAACCACGUACUAUAUCAUAUAAUCCAGCCCAAAGGAUGAUUUUAGCAUGCUCACCAGUCGACAACGGUAGUUAUGAAAUUUUUCAUUUAAAAUCAAAUGAAACGAACUCCUUGAAUUUCACAGGGACUAAAAAAGACUCAUCGUUUACAUCAGAAGAUGAAAAUUCUGAAAAAUUAUCUGGUUCAGCCUCCUCAGCAAUUUUUAUAAGUCGCAAUAGAUUUGCUAUUUUCGAUAAAUCGCGACAAACCAUUGAAAUUAAAGAUCUAUUAAAUACUACUAUAAAAACUAUACAACUAUUAGUCAUUAUCGAUGACAUUUUCCCAGCAGGAAAUAGAAAUAUUAUUAUUUCCUCAUCUUCAUCGGUUAUUUUAUAUGAUAUUCAGCAAAAAAGUAUUAUUACUCAGCUUUCUAUUCCUCAAGUAAAAUAUGUUGUCUGGUCAAGUGAUGGAGAGCAUGUCGCUCUUCUUGGAAAACAUACAAUAACCAUAGCGACAAAAUUAUUGAAGCAAGUAUGUUCUUUACAUGAAACAAUGCGCAUUAAAAGUGCAUGUUGGAAUGAUUCAAGUGUUUUAAUAUAUUCUACUCUUAAUCAUAUUAAAUAUGCUCUUUUAAAUGGUGAUAAUGGCAUUAUUCGUACAAUAAACCAUCCCAUAUAUCUCGUACAAGUAAAAGAUAAAACUGUCUGUUCUCUUGAUUGUGAUUCAAAACUGGACUUUGUAAAUAUUGACACAACUGAAUAUCAUUUCAAACUUUCAUUAAUAAAUAAAAGUUAUAAUGAAAUGCUACACAUUAUUCGAACAUCGAAUCUAGUAGGGCAAAGCAUUAUCAAUUAUGUUCAGGAGAAAGGAUAUCCAGAGAUUGCUUUACAAUUUGUUCAAGACCCACAAACUCGAUUUGAACUUUCUCUAAAGUGUACUAAUAUCAAGCUUGCAUUAAAUAUAGCUAAAAAAAUCGAUAAACCUGAAGUGUGGACUUCACUUGCUACUGAGGCACUGCUUCAAGGAAAUCACCAAAUUGCAGAAAUAUCAUAUCAAAAGCUUAAAAACUUUAGUAAACUUUCCAUGUUAUAUCUUAUAACGGGAAAUACAGCUAAAAUGGAGAAAAUGCUAAAAAUCGCUAAAAAUAGAGGAGAUUAUACAAAUCGAUUUCAUAAUACUCUCUUUUUAGGAGAUGUAGAAUCUCGUAUACAAAUGUUUAAAGAGAUUGAUCAAUAUGCAUUAGCAUAUGCUACUGCUAAAACAUAUGGACUUAUGGACCAUUGUAGUUCUAUUUUAAAAGAAGCAGGUGUUUUAGAAAGUGAUAUUAAGAUUCCAUCUGGAAUAGCUUUAUUACCUCCAAAACCUUUAUAUAAUACAUUUGAAGCAAACUGGCCUUUAAAACCUAUGACACAAACCUGGAUUGAAAAAGCCUUGUUUAAUCAACUCGAUUUAAUGACAAUAGAAGAUGAAUAUUCUCAAUACGAUAAUGUCGAUACUGCAACUAAUCUAAAUAAGUCUAAUGUAGAACAAAAUCAAAAGAAUACUGUAACUGAAGAUUUAGAUGAGGGAUGGAACAUAGAUGAUGAUAUAGUUUCAAAUGCAGACAUUCAAAUUAGUGAAGAUAUUAAAACUGAAAUAGACAUUUCUUCUGGAAUUAAAGAAACUGAUCUUUGGAUUAGAAACUCUCCUCUUGCCGCAGAUCAUAUUGCAGCAGGAUCUUUUGAAACCGCAAUACAACUACUUAACCGACAAAUUGCAGCUGUUAAUCUUAAACCCCUUAAACCAAAAUUCAUGAUGAUUUUUCAAGUAUCAAGAGUAUUUUUGCUUGCAUCACCAUCCUUACCAUCCCUUUAUUAUUACCUUCGACGAACAAAAGAAACAGAUUCAAAAAAGCCGCUUCCAUAUAUUCCACUGAAUCUAAAUAUGACUCGGAAACUUCUUGAAAACGCAUAUCAGUUCGUUAAAGCUAAUAAAUUACCAGAAGCUAUCAAUAUUUUUCGUGAUAUAUUAUAUAAUCUUUUGUUGACAGUUAUUUCUACAGAAUCUGAAGAAGAGGAGAUAACUCAACUAAUUGAAAUGAGUCAACAAUAUAUUGUCGGUUUGUCUAUGGAGUUAAAAAGAAGAGAACUUCCUGCAGAAUCCGUAGAACUUAAUCUUGAGCUGGCAGUCUAUUUCACUCACAUUGCACUCCAGCCAUCUCAUAAGCAACUUGCAUUACGACAAGCCAUGAAUUUAUUAUAUAAAAACAAAAAUCUAUACAGUGCAUCUCAUUUUGCAACCCGAUUACUAGAACUCAACCCGUCUAGCCAAAUUGUAGAACAGGCACAAAAGAUUCUUGCAAUUGGAGACAGAAGCCCCAAAGAUGCCAUAAAAAUAAACUAUGACCCAUUUACUGAUUUUGAUAUAUGUGCGAAAUCAUACACUCCUAUAUAUAAGGGAAAUCUUAAGGAAAUAUGUCCAUUUUGUGGAGCAAAAUAUCUAUUAAAAUAUAAAAAGACUCUCUGCGUAAUUUGCAAAAUAUCAAGCAUAGGUGCAUCUGCUACAGGACGAAGAAACAGAAUAUCUACAAAAUAG